Messenger RNA from Adineta steineri, 1737 nucleotides. The record is from the annotation of a GenBank genome assembly. NCBI's taxonomy places the organism in Eukaryota, Metazoa, Rotifera, Eurotatoria, Adinetida, Adinetidae.
AUGAAUCAAGUUAAACGACAAUUAACUGUUGAUCAAUCACCAACAGAAGAAACAAAAAAAUUAAGAAAUGAAUUUGAUGUGUCAAUAACUUGUUUUGAAAAUUUGUCUAAUGAAAUUUUUUGUGAAAUAUUUGAUGAUAUGAAUGGUUUGUAUAUAUAUCAAGCAUUUUCAAAUCUUAAUUAUCGUUUUCAACAACUGAUCAGUUCUUCGUUGGUUCGAUUCAAAAUUUAUUCAUAUCCAUCAUUAGAUAAGUUAAAUACGAAUAUUUAUCAACAACUUGUACUCAAUCAUAAACAUCAAAUUAUUUCCAUCGAUACGUCUCUACCAUAUUUGAAUAGUUAUUUAUUUCUAAAUAUUUUUAAUAUUGAUUCAUCAUUCGAACGUCUCGAAUCACUUAUUAUCAAAAAUAUUGAAGGAGACCUUCUAAUUUCAGUUCUUAUUAAUUUAAUUUCUUUAUCUCGUCUAUUUUCAUUAACGAUUCAACUAAAUAAUAAAGUCGUAAAUCUAAAUCAUGUCUAUCAAUUAAUAUUCGUUUUACCCGCAUUAAAAUAUAAUAAAUUGACUAUAGGUGGAGAUGAACAUCUAAUAUUACUCUCGAUGGCAACCAAUAAACAACUGAGUACUAUUGAAUGUCUCAUUAUUGAGAAUCAUUUGACUUUCAAUGAACUUUUUACUAUUAUAUCUUAUACACCUAAACUUUACCGUCUUCAUUUUCAUCAUACAUAUAAAAGAGAUAAAAGUAUUAAAAGAAUGUUACCAAUGACAUUAUCAAAUUUAACAUAUCUUUCGAUAUGCAUAUCUGUAAAAUUUAAUCAUUUUGAAAUAUUUAUUAGAAAAAUACAUUCAAAAUUAAAAUAUUUAUCUGUUAAUAUUUCAUCGAAAGAUAUUACUUUUCUCGAUGCUUAUCGAUGGGAAGAACUAAUUUUACAAAAUUUACCUCAAUUAGAAAAACUAUCUUUUCAAUACUUUGAUAGGAUUAAUGAUGAAUAUGAAUAUCCAAGCAAAUUAAAUCAGUUUUGUUCAUCAUUUUGGAUGAAACGAAAAUGGGUAUUUGGUGUUGAAAUUGUCGAUGAUUAUAUUGUUUAUUUCAUUCAUCCAUACAAAAAAAGAUGGUAUGAAUAUGUCGAUGAGAAAAUUAUCAAUUGUUCUACUGAUCUUUUCAAAUUCAAUCCACUGAUUCUGAAUACAACAUCUUGGGAUGUAUUCAGUGAAUCAAUAAAUAUGAAAAUUCAGCGUAGUUUAACUUUAGUACAAAUUUAUCAUUUGUCAAUUCCUGAAGUAGAUGUUAUUGUUAAUGAAUUACUUCAAAUUCUCGAUGCAUUACCAGAUCUUAUUUCAAUAAAAAUUUUUUCAUUAUCAUUAGCUCAACCAAAGGAUUUAUACAAAACGAGAUUUGAUGUUUCUUAUUCAACUAAAAAAACAAAUAAAAUUACCAAAUUUUGUCUCGAUAGUAUCACUGAUAUGGAAGAAGUUUAUGUUGUAAUGAAACUUUGUCCAUAUAUUGUAUAUCUCAAAAUAGAUUGGAUUACUGAUAUAAAUGAAGAAUUAUUUGUAGAAGAUUUUUUCAAGAAAAUCAAUGAAGAAUUUAAUAAUCAACUUCGUUUAUUAUGUUUUAAUAUUGAAGCCGCUGAUGAUAAAACGAUCGAAAAAUUAGAAAGAUUGAUUCAUUUGAAAAAACUUUGUCUUGAUUAUACAAUUAAACGUGAAGUUGAUCAUAUUUUUUUGCAAUGGAAAUGA